This is a messenger RNA of Syzygium oleosum, 1647 nucleotides long. RefSeq lists its product as uncharacterized. The record is from RefSeq and is a predicted model, not a curated record. NCBI's taxonomy places the organism in Eukaryota, Viridiplantae, Streptophyta, Magnoliopsida, Myrtales, Myrtaceae. Bases 138 to 1103 code for a protein of 321 amino acids. The transcript is spliced from 10 exons.
GCGCUGUCUCUGCAGCAAGAGAUGAUUCUUCUUCCUUCUUCUUCUUCUUCCGCCAUUGCAGACUAACCACGCGACCUCCGAAGCUCGAACCCUUCCGGCGACCGAGCCCCCCGCCGCUCCCGGCGCAGCGCGGCAGGAUGUCCUUCGUCUCGACCUCCGCUCCUCCCGCUCUCACUUCUCUCCACGGCCUAUCCUUCUCCCCCCACCGCCGCCGUAGUAGCCCCGGGCGACCUUCGCUCCGGUCGCUCCUCGCGGUCUCGAACCCGAGGCCGAAUGCCUCCGGUCCCCUCCUCUGCCGCGCCUCGAAGCCGCAGGGCAGCCCGGUGAAGAAGCGCCAGUCCUCCGGCGCCGGCAAGAGGAAGAAGAAGUCGGGCGACGCGAAGGAUGUCGAGGUCGUCGAUAAUUUCGUUAUCGGCGAGGACGAUGGGGAGCGUUCGUUGGCGGCGGGGUUUCAUCCCACGCCGUUGCCGAAGCCGCCCGCCGGGUUCGUGGUGGAUGAUCAGGGCAGGGUCGUCAUGGCUUCGGACAAGCGCCUGGUUGCGAUUGUUGAUCCUACUAACAACUUUCCCUUGGAGUGUGUUAUAAGGAGAAUUUUCAGAAGUUCAAGCGGUGAUGAAUGUAUGCUGCUUUGCCCUGCAGACACGCCCGUCCAGAUAUUGAAGAGCACCAAUAUUGAUGGCUGGUCAGCUGUAAGUGACGAAGAAGUUGAAUCAAUACUCCCUACUGCAGCUUUUGCUCUUGCAAAGAUACACAUGCACUUGGUAUAUAGCGGAUUCUGUUAUACUGCUCGGGGAGGGUUUUGCUACUCGGAAGAUGAUAUAUUUGAUUUCCGAACAGAUGAUGGUCAAGAUGUUGAUGGCUUACCCACUGAAGGAGUGGAAAUUACAUGCUUUCAUAUGGAUGGUGCACAUUACAUGAUUUAUACACCCUCUGAUCCACUUCUUUUUGUUGCUGUGAAGGAUCACAAUGGGCAGUUGCAGAUUGCUGAUGAUGAUCUGUUGGAGGACCCUUGCAUAAUAAGUGCCAUAGAUGAAGAGACUGAGUUCAAUGCCUUAGUGGAGGAAGAAGCUGCCCUGCUUGAAUCACUGAUGGGAGAAAGAUGACAAAGGAGCUUGGCUGACACAGAAUAUAGGGUGUUAGGUGGCUGUCUUGAAAGACCAGUCUGGCUAAAGAAGCAAUGCCAAAGAAAGGCCUUAAACUUGUAGUGUUCUUUUGCCCUUAUGCCCGUCUUAUUGUAAAUGGUAGAAUCUCUCUGCGGUAAGGUGCAAAACUGCAAGUAGUCAUUAUUUGCGUUAAUGCUUUCUAUUCCUCUUUAUUGGCCCCUUUGACCAGUGGUUUCUCAUGAAGAAAGCUUGCUUCACAUCAUUUGGCUUGGUCUGUCUACAAGAAUUCAGGUCGAUAUAGAAGUUGAGGAGAUGUCUGGUCUAGGAAAGAUAUGGACACUGUACAUGAUGGACGUGAAUUUUGUAAUCCGUAAGGAAUUUAUCCAUCAGUCUUUUUUUUUUCCUUGUUUUUUGGAUGUGUUGGAGAUCCUGGUACUGAUGUAUAGGUUGGGAUGUGGAAUGCAACUUCUACCAUCUUUUAUUGUGAGAUGGCUUGCUCGGAUGAUUGUUUUAAAGAUGUUUGUUCUUGAGAUUAUUUGGCUAA